Molecule: messenger RNA, 714 nt
Organism: Exophiala spinifera
Lineage: Eukaryota; Fungi; Ascomycota; Eurotiomycetes; Chaetothyriales; Herpotrichiellaceae
Exons: 1
Coding region: 1-714 (237 amino acids)
Source: RefSeq, a predicted model, not a curated record
AUGGCAAUGGCUUCCACACCAAUCACCACCUCCAACACGCCCUCAGCCGACCAAUCCUUCCUCUCCAGCCAUCUUACCCUUCCAAAGGAGGACACGGAUCGCUACGAGAUCAAGAGCCGGUCACUGCAUCCCACGCCGAACAUGGAAGGUGAGUACAUGAUGCCACGGCCAGGACAUUUGGGUGAUGUACCAGAAGCGCCGCCGUUGGCAGAUGUUAUGGCAGAGGCAGAAUCAGCCGGUUCAAGCGUGCCUGGUGUUCAGACGGCUCUUUCAGGUGCAGGUGGAAACGGAAGAAAAAGCAAUACUGGUAAAGAAAAAGGAGAAGCCCAAGACCGCAAGCCAAGAUUGCGUGUCAAGACUCAUGAUAUCCCGUUACCGUUGUUCCCGACAAAACAGGCCGACCACAACGAAUCUUCGGCGUCGUCACUUGCCAAGUUCCAGGAAUCGUUGGAGCAGACGAUGACAAUGAUGAUGAUGAUGAUGAUGACGCCACAGACACCGCGCGUCGAGGAUCGUCGUAUUAUCCCAGAGAUCCAGAUCAACGGUCAAGCAAUCCGAGAAGUCGAAUCCGAGGCGAAGCAGCAGCAACAGCAGCAGCAGCAGCGGGAGCAGGAGCUGUCGAGCCCGGUUCGAGAAUGGUUGGAGAAGCGCCGUGACAGGACCAGUAGAGCGAGGAAGAAGGGGACCUGGAUCGAGAUGUGGAAGCACAUGUAG